Molecule: messenger RNA, 2368 nt
Organism: Brachypodium distachyon (stiff brome)
Lineage: Eukaryota; Viridiplantae; Streptophyta; Magnoliopsida; Poales; Poaceae
Product: protein ASPARTIC PROTEASE IN GUARD CELL 1
Exons: 1
Coding region: 412-2001 (529 amino acids)
Biological process (GO): proteolysis
Molecular function (GO): aspartic-type endopeptidase activity
Source: RefSeq, a predicted model, not a curated record
UGAAUUAUUUCGUGUCGAAAAGUUAUAACGAGGACGUUGCCUCCUUGCAGCCUCUGCAACCCACCUGCAGCAAGGGACGAGAGUGUAAACAAAAGCAAAAGGAUAAGUGAUGAGACCUGAAGAGCGUGCCUCUUCUGCCCCCUCCGUGCUCUGUUUUCUGCGUCUUUCCGUUUUCCAUCUUCAUCUUGGCCUUUGGCCCUGCUGCUGUGCUUCCAGCAGAUAAUGUGUCAUGUACUGCUCCGUUGGAGCACCGGAGGAAGAAGAAUGACGUGAGAUUCGAUCUAGUUCAAUCUCCCCUUCUUUUCAUUCCAUCCACCAUCGAUCCACACAUUCAUUCCCCCACACCACAGUGUGUGCGUGGGUCUUCUCCAGUCUUGACUCCUCCCCAACCACCGCUCCGACCAACCAACAAUGCAGCUCCCUCUCCUCCUCCUCUUCCUCUUCCUCCUAGCCCUGGCCUCGCCGGCGCUCGCCCGCCGCCACGCGCCUCCGGACACCACCACCACCACCGAGACGCUCGACGUCGCCGCCUCCCUCUCCCUCGCCCGCGCCGCCCUCGUCUCCACCGCCGACCAGCUCCUCCACCACUCCUCCCUCGCCACCGCCACCACCACCACCAGCGAGACAUUCAAUGGCGACCUCACCGGCAACAACAACAACCGCCUCACCCUCCACCUCCACUCCAGAGACUUCCUCCCCACGAGGACCUUCAGGCCGAGCUCUUCAAUGGCGCCCCGCCACGCGACCUACGAGUCCCUAAUCCACGCGCGCCUCCGCCGCGACGCAGCCCGGGCCGCGGCAGUCUCGGCCCGGGCGUCCCUCUCCUCCGAGGGCCUCACCAUCUCCUCCGCCGGCGGCCUCAUCCCCUCCGACCAAACGCCCAUCUUCUCCGCCUCCGCCGCAUCCGCCGCGGCGCUCCUCCAAGGCCCCGUGGUGUCCGGGGUCGGGCAGGGCAGCGGCGAGUACUUCUCCCGCAUCGGCAUCGGCAGCCCGGCGCGGCAGCUCUACAUGGUGCUCGACACCGGCAGCGACGUCACCUGGCUGCAGUGCGCGCCCUGCGCCGACUGCUACGCGCAGUCCGACCCGCUCUUCGACCCGGCGCUCUCCUCCUCCUACGCCACCGUCCCCUGCGACUCCCCGCACUGCCGCGCCCUCGACGCCUCCGCCUGCCACAACAACGCCGCUAACGGCAACAGCUCCUGCGUCUACGAGGUGGCCUACGGCGACGGCUCCUACACCGUGGGCGACUUCGCGACGGAGACGCUCACGCUGGGCGGGGACGGCUCCGCGGCGGUGCACGACGUGGCCAUCGGAUGCGGCCACGACAACGAGGGGCUCUUCGUGGGCGCCGCAGGGCUUCUGGCCCUGGGCGGCGGCCCGCUGUCGUUCCCGUCGCAGAUCUCCGCCACGGAGUUCUCCUACUGCCUCGUCGACCGAGACUCCCCCUCCGCCUCAACCCUCCAGUUCGGCGCCUCCGACAGCUCCACGGUGACCGCGCCGCUCAUGCGGAGCCCGAGGAGCAACACGUUCUACUACGUGGCUCUAAACGGGAUCUCCGUCGGGGGAGAGACGCUCUCCGACAUCCCGCCCGCCGCGUUCGCCAUGGACGAGCAAGGCUCCGGCGGCGUCAUCGUGGACUCCGGCACGGCCGUCACCCGGCUCCAGUCCUCCGCCUACUCCGCGCUCCGGGACGCCUUCGUCAGGGGCACGCAGGCGCUGCCGCGGGCGUCCGGGGUGUCGCUGUUCGACACGUGCUACGACCUGGCCGGCCGGAGCAGCGUGCAGGUGCCGGCCGUGUCGCUGCGGUUCGAGGGCGGCGGGGAGCUGAAGCUGCCGGCGAAGAACUACCUGAUCCCGGUCGACGGCGCCGGCACCUACUGCCUGGCCUUCGCGGCCACGGGGGGCGCGGUGUCCAUCGUCGGCAACGUGCAGCAGCAGGGGAUCCGGGUCAGCUUCGACACCGCCAAGAACACCGUCGGGUUCUCCCCCAACAAGUGCUAGCUCCGACGAAGUGAGCUUCGGAUUAGCGAGAUCAAAUUAGCACGAUGGCAGUGAGUGAUUAGUCUGUGGUAAGCAAGUAAUUAAGUGAAGAGAGUGUGGGACAGGGGGAGUGAUGAGGAGGGACUUUGGGAAAAGGGCAAAGGCGAGGACAAGAACCAAUGCCAGCCUGUGCUUGUCUGAAUGAUGAUGAUGGGUCUAGUGUACCGUACUGCUACUAGUGUCCUCCUUGUCGUCGUCCCGCUCUUCGUUGUGUUUGUUCAUUCGUGUAUGCAUGGGGAGCAAGCACGAAUUUGUUCAAGCAUGAAAAAAAUUCCUCCGUAAUUUGUGCUCAGGUGUUUUUAUACUGGAUUGCUUCGGGGACACGAGU